Porites evermanni is the source of this 2447-nucleotide messenger RNA. NCBI's taxonomy places the organism in Eukaryota, Metazoa, Cnidaria, Anthozoa, Scleractinia, Poritidae. The record is from the annotation of a GenBank genome assembly.
AUGUCACUUUUCGUGCAACGGGCUUUCCUUUUGAAGAGAUUUUAUUUGAAAGCUUUCGGAGUUUGUUUAAGAAUUUUACAUAACAAAAGCUUACUCUCAACAAGCUGUAGAAGAUUAUAUCCUUCUCUUAUUGGUACAAGAGGUUGUACAAGACCCAAGGUUAUAACAUAUUUGAGAAUUAGAUUUAUUAGCUACACCAAUGGCUUCAUUUUUAUCCGCUUUAGAUGAUGUAACCGUAACUUGUAACGUUUCAGUUGCGUCAAGAAGUUGCGCCCAAGCAAGGGGCGAGAAGAUUCUGCACUGCAAGGUAAGCAAAGAUUUCCCAGUCACAGCUUGUUAUCAAGUUAAAACAGUUUGUGUUUUUAAUAUAUAUAUAUAGGAUGACCAAUGAUUCUUCGUGUCUUUCUUUUGCUGUUUGUCGUUUACUUUAGUGGUUUUUUUUUUAUCAGCAGUACUUUAGAUGAUAUAUCAUACCACAAUAUUGCAGAUGAAACACUUGAUGCAAUUGCAGAACUAUUUGAAGACCUUGGUGAAAGUCCUUCAAGUCCUACAGACUAUGAUGUUCAGUUAAGUGUAAGGCUGAGUCUUUGCCCUGAUGGUAAACUCGUGUUAUGUAAUGGGUCAUCCAUUUUUUUAUUGCGUUAUUCUAAUUUUUAUCUUUUAUUAUUUUUUCACUCUGAAGGAUGGAGUACUUACCGUUAACUUAGGAGGUAAUUAUGCACAUGUCAUCGGCUUGCCCCAAGGGUAGACCCCUGGGCCAACCAGGGGGAUUGUAAAGUGGGUGGAGCAAAGUUGGGGAUUUCCCCCAGUGGUGGGGGAAUUUAAUAAGACAAAUUGCCCUGAGUCAAGUGCUUCUCAACAAAAAAUCCCCGUGAUAUCCACCUCAUAUAACUGGGAGGGGGUGUUUUUAUGAUAUUUAAGGAUGAAAUUUUACUCAUUCGUGUUAGGCUUGGAGAAGCAAUACAACAUCUUUAUUGAACAAAAAUCUCUAUAAUGAAAGAACACCUGAAGACAGAUUCACUAAGGUUAGGAGAGACUGAUAGUUUUUCUAUAGACUACUUAAGAUGACCUGAAAUAAUCUACCCCAUGAUGCUAAAAAAUCAAUGGACUUUCAUGUAUGCUGUUGUUGGGAUGUCUUGUGUUGAAUGAUAUUGAAUCACAUUCCUAGUCCUCAAGAGAGACAUCUCCUCUCCUCUCCAGGCCUCUCUCUGUAGUCACGUACAUGUGCAGAGAUGGGUGAAAGCUUGUAUUCCUCUUUUCAUCACUGGAUGUUGCCCAUAAUAAUGGUUUGAGGAAAGCGAUAAAUCCCUGUGAUAUCUCCAUGGCUACCAUCCGCAAUUUUACAAAAUUUGCAAUUCCCCCACCCUCUUCCCUUUGAACUUAAAACAAUGCUGUGAAUUUUCCCCUCCCCAGGGGCAGAGAAUCCAAUCUAUCCCCUUGUAUUCCCCAACAUAUUCCCAUGGUUGGCCCGGGGGUCUACCCCUGGAGCAAGCCGAUGACAUGUGCAUCAAAACUUCUUAAUAUGUUAGUAUAUGGCCAUAGGCAGACCUAUUUUAUUGAUAGUUUUAAGGAAAUACCCAGAAAGAAGCCUCCUUUAAUAUACUCUAGAAGGAGGAAGAUGAUGGUUACAAAUUUCCAAUCAGAGGGGUUUUCUUGGUGUGUAUGGAAUAUGUUUUGGUUUAGAACUUCCCCCGUGUAGGUCCCCCCACCCCAAACUCCUCUGGAAAUGCUUGUUAAGUUUCAUGAUAAUAUUUUCUUUAAGCUUUGAAGACCCCCUCUCCCUCAGAAUUUCCAAUGACCAUCCAUGAUUUUUUUUCUGAAACCACAUGAUACAUAGUACUAUAGUACUUUCAUGUUAGAGAGAAGUGUGACAAAUUUUUAUCCUCUUUCACCCACCUUCAUUAAUAUUAUUUUUAAGCGCUCCCUUACUUUGCACUUGCUGAUACAGUCGAACCUCCUGUAAGCCACCACCCAAAAUGCCAAGAUUUAGUGGUCAAGAUUUAGUGGCUUAUGAGGUGGUUGUUUAUGAGAGGAUCUAUUAUAGGGCUUGGACAGGGAAAAAUUGAUGUUUUGGAUAGGUUGUAGCUUAGGUGUGGUGGUGUUUUCACUAAGUGUUUUUUGUAUUUUUGUUGUUUUUGCAGCUGGCCGUGGCAUAUAUGUAAUAAACAAACAAAGCCCCAAUAAGCAAAUAUGGCUGUCGUCUCCUACCAGGUAAAAACAUUAACUGCUGCAUUGUGAUCUCAUUAUCACCUGAUUCAAACUGUUCAUUAUUUCUCUCUCAAUGACGUUUUAGUGGCCCUAAAAGGUAUGACUUCACGAGUGGAACUUGGAUGUAUGCUCAUGAUGGUGUUAGCCUCCACAGUUUGCUUUCAUCAGAAAUUUCUGGUGUACUUGGCCAUGAAGUUGACUUUACUCGUCUUACAUAUGGUGCGGCGGAUGAAUUAUGA